Nematostella vectensis (starlet sea anemone) is the source of this 2280-nucleotide messenger RNA. RefSeq lists its product as uncharacterized. The transcript has 5 exons. The record is from RefSeq and is a predicted model, not a curated record. NCBI's taxonomy places the organism in Eukaryota, Metazoa, Cnidaria, Anthozoa, Actiniaria, Edwardsiidae. Bases 145 to 2166 code for a protein of 673 amino acids. Gene Ontology annotation, molecular function: 2-oxoglutarate-dependent dioxygenase activity.
GUUAAAAUGUACAAUAGCCGGUGACCCAAUUUAUCUUUUUUAUGCAAACAAUGAGUAGUAGAGCAGAUCAAAGUUAAUGUUGAAUAUGACCUCUAGCACGUUUUCCAUCCCUUUUAGAUUCUUUCAUGGAUUGCAGUUCUCAAAAUGCUACUAAGUUCUUCGGCCAUCGGGGCUUCUAUGUUUGCUUUGUUUUUGUUUACUGUUUAUUCAACUGCAAUUUCAGGUUCCGAUGUCAUUUUUCCGCCAAAGUUUGAACCAAGUUCCGACCCCGCUAUACCAGCUGGCCAUUUGAAGCAAUUUGGACUCCAGCGAUCCGCUGAUGGCCCUAUAGACGAGUACAAGCAAGCUCUACACCCGGAAGAAUUCUGGAACCAGCACGUCUCAAAAAAUAGACCAGCUGUAUUUCGUAAAGCUAUCGCAAAAUCUGCCGCCAUCGAGAAAUGGACUGACCAAUAUUUGAAGGAGAAAUAUGGGGAUUUAGACGUAUUAAUCGAGCUGAAGAGAGAGAAUCGUAGUCAAGGUGCAAAAAGGAUGACUUUAGAAGCGUUUAUUGAUAACUACACGGAAAGAGACGUGUAUGUGGUGACAGUCUUGCCGGACCCGAUGCGCAAAGAAGUUCAGGUCCCUUCUUGUCUCCUGUGUGGCUCUUUUGUUGAUUUUAUCCAUGAGACCAACUUCUGGAUGAGUUCUGGGGGGACGCGAUCUCUGGUCCACUAUGAUGCUGACCAUAUUCUGCAUUGCCUUGUUGCUGGGAGGAAGGACUGGAUGCUUAUUAAUCAGCAGUUUGUGGGUGACUUAAACAUGGUCGAAAAGGAUCAGUUUUCUGGAUCAGGAUAUACUCAGGUGGACCCUGACAAAGUGGACCUACUUGCCUACCCCAAUAUAACUAAUGUCCACUGGAACUACACAACAUUGCUCCCUGGAGAUUGCUUGUUUCUCCCUGCAGAGUAUAUCCACCAAGUUCGCUCUCACAUCAGAAGUAUAUCAGUCACCAUGUUAUUUACAGUCGACCCUGACGGGACCUUCAACCCACGCUUCUGCGACUCUAUGGACUUGUCCGCUUUUACGACUUUGGACAAAGUGCGCGUUCAUUGGACCUACAAUAAAGGCGACAAGGUUAUUGAGAUGGGCUACAUGAAUAUUGAGGUUCUUCGUCAAAGUCUUAUGAGUGCUUUAGUACACUUUAACACUAAAUCCUUAACCGAAGAUCACUUUGCUGCAUACUGGAGGGAAACUGAUGGACAACCGCACGCCGAUCCUAGACAUUUGUUCAGAAGUCUUCUUGAUACGAAACACAAGGGGUACAUUACGCAUGAAGACAUCUUGGAGUUACCUCAACAGGUAUUGAAAGACUUUGCGAGGUCUUUUGAUCCGCCACAUGGACCAGAGAAGGGCAUCCAACCUUCUUCUGAUGGUCCAUCAUCAAGUGAUAAUGAUGACACACAAGAUGAUGAUGAUAAAUCAGACUUUCAACCUUCUGCUGAUGGUGUUGAUAAAACGCCCGAUGAUGGCACUCCAUCAUCAAGCGAUAAUGAUGACACACAAGAUGAUGAUGAUAAAUCAGACAUUCAACCUAAUGCUGAUGGUGUUGAUAAAACGCCCUAUGAUGGCACUCCAUCAUCAAGUGAUAAUGAUGACACACAAGAUGAUGAUGAUAAAUCAGACUUUCAACCUAAUGCUGAUGGUGUUGAUAAAACGCCCGAUGAUGACACUCCAUCAUCAAGUGAUAAUGAUGACACACAAGAUGAUGAUGAUAAAUCAGACAAUAAACCUAAUGCUGAUGGUGUUGAUAAAACGCCCUAUGAUGACACUAUAUCAUCAAGUGAUAAUGAUGACACACAAGAUGAUGAUGAUAAAUCAGACUUUCAACCUAAUGCUGAUGGUGUUGAUAAAACGCCCUAUGAUGGCACUCCAUCAUCAAGUGAUGGUGAUGACACACAAGAUGAUGAUGAAAAAUCAGACAAUAAACCUAAUGCUGAUGGUAAUAAAUCAGACAUUCAACCUUCUGCUGAUGAUGGCAGGCCGUCAUCAGAUGAUUACGAUGACAAACAAAAUGAUGAUGAUGCAUCCUUUGCUGAGCAGAUUUCGGCAAUUAGCAAGCAUGACGUUAAAGACGAUAUUCCAAAGGAAAAUAAGGGGAAUGAAGAAGUUAAAACUGAGCUAUAAUAACCAUAAUUCUGUAGAGUUUUACUGUUAUUUAUUAUUAGUAUUUUUUCUUGCAUAUAAAGUAUUCGUGUAAUUCCCGUAUAUAGAAGAAUGUUUUAUAAAAGUUGCUACAAA